ACCGCCCAACCAAUAUGGCAAAUAUCUCGUCCUUGUCCUGAAUUGGGCGCGAAGCCAAAUGAUUAGCCCUAAAUUCUCCACCCCUUUUCGCCUCCUACCCCCAGGGCAACUUACCACUAGUUGAUGGAAAAUGAGAAGAUCAUAAGUAAAGCUAUCAAUUUGGGAGUUUCUCUGAAUUUUGAUUGUAACAGUCUUUUUUGUCUUUGUUUUUGUUUUUGUUUUUGUUUUUGAAAAGGAUCUGAGGCAAUCUUUGUUCUUCCGUAAUUAGUAGAAGAGAAAAGCUAAUUCGUUACCGAAGCUGUUUCUUCUUCUUCUUUCUGUUCUGGUUCAGAUUUCAGAAUGGAAGCCUCCAUCAGCUGUUUCAGGACCUCUAUUUCUUCUCCUCUCAGACAUCCCUUAAUUCCUUCUAUUUAUAUCCACAAGAAGGUGAAGAAAGCUACUAACUUCAAGAGUUCGUGGGAUAGUGUGACCGCAAUUGGUUACAGACAUCCGAGGGUGAUUAGCUGCCUCUCCUCCUCACCAUUGGCAACAGGUGGUGAUGUUUUCUCAGUCACCUCUUCCUCUAAGUCUGAAGUUGACUAUCUUGGGCAGAGCACUAAAGGCGACCUAAAUCUCAAUCUCGGGGUAGAUGACCAAGCUUCAUUAGAGGGUCCAAUUGAGGAGGUGGCCCGGAUAGAAGCCGAAGAGGCUGAGUCCUUGCUUAACCACCUGGGAAUACAGGAUCCAUUUUCUUCAAUGCAGUCUCCUCGUGGCAUAUUUUGCAGUCGUACAUUAAAUCUCCGUUCUAUCAGUGCCAUUGGAUAUGACAUGGAUUACACAUUGAUUCACUACAAUGUGAAGGCCUGGGAAGGACGGGCAUACGAUUAUUGUAUGGACAACCUGAGAAAUAUGGGUUAUCCUGUUGGUGGCCUUGCUUUUGACCCAGACCUGGUAAUUAGAGGGCUUGUCAUAGACAAAGAGAAAGGAAAUUUAGUAAAGGCUGAUCGGUUUGGUUAUGUAAAGAGGGUUAUGCAUGGUACCAAAAUGUUGUCUAAUCGUGCUGUGAGUGAAAUUUACGGGAGGGAACUCGUAGAUUUGCGGAAAGAGACUAGAUGGGAGUUCCUCAAUACACUGUUUUCAGUUUCAGAAGCAGUGGCUUAUAUGCAGAUGGUGGACAAGUUGGAUGCAGGAGAUAUAUCACCCGACCUUGGUCCACUUGAUUACAAAGGACUUUACAAGGCAGUUGGAAAGGCCCUAUUUAGAGCACAUGUUGAGGGUCAGCUUAAGAGUGAGAUCAUGUCUAAGCCUGAAUUGUUUGUUGAGCCAGAUCCAGAACUACCGUUGGCACUUUUGGAUCAAAAAGAGGCUGGUAAAAGACUUUUGCUAAUUACCAACUCAGAUUAUCAUUACACUGACAAAAUGAUGAAGCAUUCGUUCAAUAGAUUUCUUCCAAAUGAUAUGAGUUGGCGAGAUCUAUUUGAAAUGGUUAUAGUAUCAGCAAGGAAACCCGAAUUCUUUCAGACGUCACAUCCCAUGUAUGAAGUGGUAACUGGUGAGGGUCUCAUGCGCCCAUGUUUCAAGGCACACCCAGGUGGUUUAUACUCUGGAGGAAGUGCCCAGAUGGUGGAGAACUCCCUGAACAUUCAUGGGGAUGAGAUAUUAUAUGUCGGGGACCAUAUAUACACUGAUGUUAGCCAAUCCAAAGUUCAUUUACGGUGGAGGACUGCAUUAAUUUGUCGUGAACUUGAAGAAGAGUACAGUGCUUUGAUUAAGAGUAGAAGUUCUCGUGGUAGACUAAUAGACCUCAUUAAUCAGAAGGAAGUGGUUGGAGAUCUUUUUAACCAACUACGGCUUGCGCAUCAGAGGAGAAUUAAGGGGCGUCCUGCACAGACCCUUGCAGCUACGAAAAUGAAUGACGAUGAGCUAACAGAUUGCAUGCAGAAAUUACUUAUUGUGAUGCAAAGGUUAGACCAGAAGAUUGCUCCAAUGUUGGAAACAGAUGGAGAACACUUCAACACAAGGUGGGGAUACCUUUCUAGGGCAGGACUGUGGGACAAAAGUCACAUAAUGAGACAAAUAGAGAAGUAUGCUGACAUAUACACAUCUCGAGUUUCAAAUUUUCUCCAAUAUACACCGUUUGUGUAUUUCCGAUCACAGGAGCAGACACUUGCUCAUGAUAGUCACUCAUACAACAUUCCAACGCCACCUGGGACUGGCAGUGGUAGUUGAUGAAGAUGGUGAUGUUCUUGUUGUUGUUGUUGUUGUUGUUUUAUGUCUAGUUGCUAUUAGUAAUUUAAAGAGAUGAUGAUUUUGAUUUGAAGCUGUGGUAGACAGAGCUAUAUAUUACUAACUAUAAGUUACUGACCUAGUUAGGGGUCAGCAAAAAAACGAUUUGAGCAGUUUGUAAAACACUUAGGUUUGGGUUGAUUUCAGU
Messenger RNA from Impatiens glandulifera, 2413 nucleotides. RefSeq names its product 5'-nucleotidase domain-containing protein 4. The transcript has 17 exons. Gene Ontology annotation, molecular function: 5'-nucleotidase activity. The record is from RefSeq and is a predicted model, not a curated record. NCBI's taxonomy places the organism in Eukaryota, Viridiplantae, Streptophyta, Magnoliopsida, Ericales, Balsaminaceae. The coding region runs from base 340 to 2208 and encodes 622 amino acids.